Molecule: messenger RNA, 3553 nt
Organism: Marmota monax (woodchuck)
Lineage: Eukaryota; Metazoa; Chordata; Mammalia; Rodentia; Sciuridae
Gene: Gpr180
Product: G protein-coupled receptor 180
Exons: 9
Coding region: 81-1403 (440 amino acids)
Biological process (GO): G protein-coupled receptor signaling pathway; response to pheromone
Source: RefSeq, a predicted model, not a curated record
CCAUCCUCCCGCUGCCGACGUGGGGCUGACGGCCGCAGGCGGGUAGGGCCCCGGGUGCGGGUGCCGAACAGGAGGCAAGGAUGGGGGGGUUGCGGCUGCUGGCAGUGGCCCUGACGUGCUGCUGGUGGCCGCAGGGCAGCCAGGGUAAAACCCUGCGGGGCAGCUUCAGCAGCGCCGCGGCCCGAGACACUCGGGGCCAGAGCAUCGGCCACUUCGAGUUCCACGGUGACCAUGCUCUUCUAUGUGUCAGAAUCAACAACAUAGCAGUAGCUAUUGGAAAAGAAGCUAAACUCUACCUGUUCCAAGCCCAGGAGUGGCUAAAACUGCAGGAAAGCAGUCAUGGUUAUAGUUGUAGUGAAAAAUUAUCCAGAGCUCAGUUGACAAUGACAAUGAACCAGACUGAACAUAAUCUGACAGUGUCCCAGAUUCCAUCUCCACAAACAUGGCACGUGUUUUAUGCAGACAAGUAUACAUGCAGAGAUGACAAGGAGAACUCUCAGGUGGAAGAUAUCCCCUUUGAAAUCGUGUUACUAAACCCAGACGCUGAAGGAAAUCCAUUUGACCAUUUUAGUGCUAGAGAAUCUGGGUUACAUGAGUUCUUUUUCCUCCUAGUCCUAGUGUACUUUGUGAUUGCUUGCAUUUAUGCUCAAUCAUUGUGGCAGGCUAUUAAGAAAGGAGGACCCAUGCACAUGAUUUUAAAGGUUCUGACAACUGCAUUGCUGUUACAAGCUGGUUCAGCUUUAGCUAAUUACAUUCAUUUCUCCAGGUAUUCCAAGGAUGGAAUAGGGGUACCUUUUAUGGGAAGUUUGGCAGAAUUUUUUGACAUUGCUUCGCAAAUUCACAUGUUAUACCUACUUCUGAGUCUAUGCAUGGGUUGGACUAUAGUCAGAAUGAAGAAGUCUCAAAGCAGACCUCUCCAGUGGGAUUCUACUCCUGCAUCCACUGGCAUUGCCGUGUUCAUUGUCGUAACACAGAGUAUUUUACUACUUUGGGAACAGUUUGAAGAUACUAGUCAUCACAGCUACCAUUCGCACCACAACUUAGCAGGGAUUCUCCUAAUCAUUUUAAGAAUUUGCCUAGCAUUGUCUUUAGGAUGUGGACUCUAUCAAAUCAUCACAGUGGAGAGAAGCACACUCAAAAGAGAGUUCUACAUCACAUUUGCCAAAGGUUGUAUCCUGUGGUUUUUAUGCCAUCCUGUUCUUACGUGCAUUUCUAUCCUUUUCAGUGACUACCAAAGAGAUAAGGUUAUCACAAUAGGUGUUAUCCUUUGCCAGUCUGUUUCCAUGGUUAUUCUCUACAGACUUUUCCUAUCCCACAGUCUAUACUGGGAAGUCUCUUCUCUUUCCUCAGUAACACUGCCACUGACCAUAUCAUCUGGACACAAAAGUCGCCCUCAUUUCUGAUACUUGAUUUUUGUUGAAAGAAAAAGUGAAUUGGUUAAAGGAGUGCAAUAAGGAUCCAAAUACAGUGACUCUUUUUUCAUACAUUUGGUAUGAAGAAUUGAACUUUGAAACCAGAGCAUGUUAUUUAUAUAACUGCAUUUAAGCAGUACCAAAAUCAAAGAGGUAAUAAGUCAAAUGUUUUGAAAGAAACUUAAACAAUAAACUUUCAAGAAAGAGUGUUGUUAUAAGGUGAUUGAAGCAAUUUCCAUAUGGAAUAAAUGUGAAAAAGAACUAUAUGAUAGUUUGGUAAGAUAUUCACCACUUAUAAUGCCUCAUAUCAAUAGCUAACUCAGGUUUGAUAGUAUUUUAAAAAGUAAUCAGUUAAAUGAUUACUUGCAUAUACAUAUCUAAACUAGUCCAGUUAUGAAAUCAGUGUAAUACAUUGAUUGAAAAAACUGCUUCGUUUUAAUGCUUUAAAGAAAAUGUAUUUCAUGUUAGAGUUUAAAGAAUUUGAAAAUGAGAUUACUUCAGGAAAUGAAUAUAAAAUAUACUCAGCUACCUAAAUAAGAUUUUGUUUACUUGUGGGUGGGUUUAUUUGCCAAUUCUUUCAUUUUUGGCUCUAGUUCAGGUUUAGCUUGAUUAGCAAAGGAUUUUUGACAAAUUUAUGAAAAAUAAAACCUAGACACUUUACAUGGGUUUUAAGGACAAAGGAUUUUAAAAUUUGAGCACUUAGGUAAAGGGACAAAAAGGUUUAUGUGUCUGAAAAGAAAAAAGGAAAAGGUACUAUGCGAUAUGGUACUAAAAUUUUAAUCCUGAUAUAAUUCAUUUCUCUUACAUUGAAUCCUCAAUCAUAAUUAAGCCAUAUACCCAGAUUAAAUUAACAGAAGCAUUUCACAUAAAUGUUGGUUUCAGUCAUCAACUACCCAUGAAUUCCUGCCCAAGGAUACUUAAUCAGGAUUAAAUUUUCUAUGAAUAAUUGAAAAACAAAAUACUCACUGGGUUUGUUAUAAUCCGUGUUGGCACUGGAUUCUAAGUAGUUGCCAUCUUGAAUCCUUUGUAAUAAAGCCAUAUUUGUGGGGUUUUUUUUGUUUUUGUUUUUGUUUUUGUUUUUUUUGUGUGUGUGUGAAAGAAAGAUGCCCUUCUGUUGAGUACACUAGUUUAAAAAUACUCCAUCAAGUGCCUGAUUAAAGAAUUGCUAGAUGGUUGUCACUGCCUGCUGUAUAAAGUGAAUAUUCCCAUUCAUAGUAACUGACUGGAAAUAAUUCUGUUGCUGUUUGUCAAGUUGUUCAGGCCUUUUUAUUUUUAUUUCUGGUUAUUUAAAAAUAUUUUUAUCUGCUUAUUACAUUUUUAAACAAGAAAUGGUGCAAUGAUCUGAUAAUUAAACUUAUAAAUUAGUUUAAAUGAUGUAGCUCAACUUAAGAAUAUCUAUGGCUUUGUCUGUGUUUUUCCCUGGCACAUAGUCUCACUGGAAAUGAAUAGUAUUCUACUUUAUUCUAAAGGCAAAAUAUUUUUGUGUGUGACUAGCAAAAUGGCACAGUAACAAAGCUCAACCCACUGAUUAAAUCACCUCCCUAAUAGUUCUUUGUCUAUCAUUUAAUAAAUGAGUGCUGCAGGUUAAGACUAGAAAGUCUGAAGAAUGUUUUAGGUUUACAGGAUCUGCUGAGUGGUCAUAACUUUUUCUUUUAUCAUAUCACUAAUAACAACCAGUUAAUGUCUGCUAUGUUCAACUGAGUCACAGUUAAUUAAUCUAAAAGAGUGAGAGAAAUUUUUUUCAUACAAUUUGUGAAAUUGCAACAAUGGGAAAGGAAUAAUUAUUUGUAUUAUUUUACAUAAAGAACACAGUAACUAUAAUCAACAUAUGUGAAAUGUAUUACUAUACUUGCAUUUAUUUAACUUUAAAAGUUUUUGUUUAUUUUUCUAAGUGUAGCUGAAAUGCAGAUAAUUUAUUUUGUUAUUCAAAAGCCAUUAUUAAAUGAAGGAAAACAGUUUUUAAUAAAUGUAUAAAACUGUCCUUGGUUAGUAAUCAGGGACAAAAUUCAUAGUUUGUAAGUCAUGACACAGCAUCUUUUUUUCUUUCUGAAUGUUUACAUGGAGAUUCUUCACUACAGAUUACAGGAAGAUAAGCAUAUAGUGCAAACUCUAAUGAAAGAUUAAAAACGUUUCUUCUCUUC